GUUUUCGAGUCCAGGUUGUUCCGUGCGGUGCAACGGACAGCUGGAGAUAUUUUAUAAUACGUAUAUUUUAUAAUUUUUUUUUAUAAUAUAUUAAAAUAGUGAUUUUCGAUCAUGGCUCAACAGGUUGCAGUGCCGCCCAAGGAGCGAUACAUUCCUAAUGGCCUUAAAUUUGCCUUUGGUGGACUAGCCGGAAUGGCCGCUACUUGUGUUGUGCAGCCAUUAGACUUAAUAAAAACUAGAAUGCAGUUGAGUGGUGGUGGUAAGACAUCGUUUGCUGUGGCCGGGGAGAUUGUUGCGAGGGAGGGCUUCUUUUCACUCUACACUGGACUCUCGGCAGGGCUUCUGAGACAGGCGACAUAUACAACCACACGCUUGGGGAUAUACAAUUGGUUGUUUGAUGCAUACAAAGAACGCAAUGAAGGAGCGGCCCCUGGUUUUGGUGUGAAGACGUUACUGGGAGUCGCCGCGGGAUCUGUCGGCGCGUUCGUCGGUACCCCCGCCGAGGUGGCGUUGAUAAGAAUGACAGCUGACGGCAGGUUGCCAAAAGAGCAGCGGAGGAAUUACAAGAAUGUACUGGAUGCACUCAUGAGGAUAGUCCGCGAGGAGGGCUUGCUCAAGCUGUGGCGAGGAGCUUCGCCCACCGUCUCCAGGGCUAUGGUGGUCAACGCGGCGCAGCUCAGCACGUACUCACAGGCUCGCGAGGUGUUCGUGGGUCGCGUGCCGGAAGGGAUUCUGCUUCACUUCUGCGCUUCCAUGGUGUCUGGCCUUGUCACCACCAUAGCCUCUAUGCCCGUCGACAUCAUCAAGACACGCAUCCAAAACGCGGCCAAGGGUGAAUCUCAGCUGGCUGUAGUGAGCAAUCUCCUGAGGAACGAGGGUGUGUUCUCCCUGUGGAAGGGGUUCCUGCCGUACUACGCCCGGCUGGGGCCGCAUACUGUGCUGACGUUCAUCUUCCUUGAACAAUUGAACGCUGCUUACUUCAAAUACACUUAGACUUACCAGAACCUCAACGGCCUCCACACUGAACGAUGUCUUCGGUGUCAGCUAGGAACUAUGUGAUAAUAAAAAAAUAUUAUAAGGAAUACCUGUACGUUACUACAUUAUGAAACAGAACUAAAGUUAACUUGUUGGUUAAUGAGGUUUGGUUAUGUCAGACUUAACCGCCACAGAGACAACCUCUUUGUCAAACGUAUGUAAUUUGAAAAAAAAAAAAACAAUUAUUAUCCUUCUGUUUGUAACAUGUCACGUCAUAGACAAUUUAUAUAGUUUCUAUGAAUAUAUCCUUUGAUGUAUUUAUAUUUAUAUAUUUUUUUCUAUAUGUAAUCGAUUAAUUUUUAAGUUUUAACAUACAAAAUAUCGGUUAAAUAAUUUAAUUAUUUUUUUAAUGUUUUUUUUUUGUUAUGGAAAAAUUAAAAAAGGUUCCAUUGAUAUCUAUAAAUCCUUGUUUAGGAUAAGUUGUAUUUUAAACGCGGGACAUGUAAUGUCCGCUAUAACAAUAUUGUGUUCAUAUUUGUUUACAUCUCAAAGAUUUUUCCGCUUUUCAAUGCUUUUUGUAUUAUUUUAUGUAUCUCAAUAGUGAGUGCCAAAUUUUGUUCCUUUGUUUGAGCGAAGUAGUUUUUUGGGCUUAACAGUGUCCAGUGUAAGCAGACAGUGAUACCCGAUCGUAUAUCUUUAUAUAUUUUUGUUACCCGAAACAUGAAGUAUAUUUUGUUUUUAUUAUUAUUAUUAUUAUUUUUUCAAUGAUUGAUUAUAAACGCACAAAUUAUUGAAUUACAGUGAGCGCGUUGGUUGGACUUGCAUUUUUUUUUUUUUAAUAUAAUUUGUUGUAAAGUUGUUUUUUUUUUUACUGACAGAAUGUAUAUUGUUGUUUCAGUGCGGAAACCGAUAUAAAAUGCUAUUUAUAUUUUUAUAGAAACAGUUUACGUGACUAACUUAGAUAAGCUAUUUGUUAAUAAAAUUAUUGUUGAAAUUU
Molecule: messenger RNA, 1972 nt
Organism: Danaus plexippus (monarch butterfly)
Lineage: Eukaryota; Metazoa; Arthropoda; Insecta; Lepidoptera; Nymphalidae
Product: mitochondrial 2-oxoglutarate/malate carrier protein-like
Exons: 7
Coding region: 112-993 (293 amino acids)
Biological process (GO): phosphate ion transmembrane transport; succinate transmembrane transport; malate transmembrane transport
Molecular function (GO): malate transmembrane transporter activity; oxaloacetate transmembrane transporter activity; succinate transmembrane transporter activity
Source: RefSeq, a predicted model, not a curated record